This is a messenger RNA of Lipotes vexillifer (Yangtze River dolphin), 1867 nucleotides long. It is a transcript of the gene POU6F1, whose product is annotated as POU class 6 homeobox 1. Bases 1 to 1836 code for a protein of 611 amino acids. The record is from RefSeq and is a predicted model, not a curated record. NCBI's taxonomy places the organism in Eukaryota, Metazoa, Chordata, Mammalia, Artiodactyla, Lipotidae. Gene Ontology annotation, molecular function: RNA polymerase II cis-regulatory region sequence-specific DNA binding; DNA-binding transcription factor activity, RNA polymerase II-specific. Gene Ontology annotation, biological process: regulation of transcription by RNA polymerase II. The transcript has 10 exons.
AUGGAUCCCGGAGCCGGGCCAGACUCAUCUCUGACUGUCAAUGAGCAGGUCAUCGUGAUGUCAGGCCAUGAGACCAUCCGAGUUUUGGAGGUUGGAGUGGAUGCCCAGAUCCCUGCUGAGGAGGAGGGCAAAGCACUGGAAGGUGCGGCCGCCGAGGGCUCCCAGAGCGGAGGCCCCACCAAAGCCGGUGAAGCUGCUGGUGAAGCUGGGCCAGACAACCCAGACUCCUCCGCAGAGGCAACUGUGAAGUCACUCCCGGGGAUGCCUCCGAGCCCUGCCCCUGCCGUUGCCACCUUCAGCCAAGCCCCAUGCCAGCCUCAGGCAUCGCAGACCCUGACGCCACUGGCUGUACAAGCUGCCCCCCAGGUCUUGACUCAGGAAAACUUAGCCACAGUUCUGACAGGAGUUAUGGUUCCAGCAGGGGCAGUUACUCAACCUCUUCUUAUCCCCAUCAGUAUUGCAGGUCAAGUGGCUGGUCAGCAGGGGCUGGCCGUGUGGACAAUUCCUACAGCAACCGUGGCUGCCCUCCCAGGACUGACCUCUGCUUCUCCCACGGGGGGAGUUUUCAAGCCACCUUUAGCUGGUCUCCAAGCAGCUGCCGUGCUGAAUGCCGCUCUCCCGGCACCUGUACAAGCUGCCCCACCGGCCCAGGCCUCCUCGCCCACCCGGCCCCGACCGCCAGCCCAGCCCCAGACGCUGAUCCAGACCCAGCCGCUGCUGCAGACCACACCUGCCAUUCUGCCGCAGCCCACUGCUGCCACCGCGACUGCCCCCACCCCCAAGCCAGUGGACAGCCCCCCACAGAUCACCGUUCAGCCUGCAGGCUUCGCGUUUAGCCCAGGAAUCAUCAGUGCUGCUUCCCUCGGGGGACAGACCCAGAUCCUGGGCUCCCUCACUGCAACUCCGGUCAUUGCCAACGCCGUUCCCAGCAUGCCGGGGAUCAGCAGUCAGAUUCUCACCAACGCUCAGGGACAGGUUAUUGGAACACUUCCAUGGGUAGUGAACUCGGCUAGCAUGGCGGCCCCAGCACCAGCCCAAAGCCUGCAGGUCCAGGCUGUGACCCCCCAGCUGUUGUUGAACGCCCAGGGCCAGGUGAUCGCAGCCCUGGCCAGCAGCCCCCUGCCUUCUCCCGUGGCUAUCCGGAAGCCAAGCACUCCUGAGUCCCCUGCUAAGAGUGAGGUGCAGUCCAUCCAGCCCCCGGCAGCUAUGCCCCAGCCAGCUGUGGUCAUUGCCAGCCCAGCCCCAGCGGCCAAGCCAUCUGCCUCUGCUCCCAUCCCAAUCACCUGCUCAGAGACCCCUACUGUCAGCCAGCUGGUGUCCAAGCCACAUACCCCGAGUCUGGAUGAGGACGGGAUCAACUUAGAAGAGAUCCGGGAGUUUGCCAAGAACUUUAAGAUCCGGCGGCUAUCCCUGGGACUCACACAGACCCAGGUGGGUCAGGCUCUGACCGCGACAGAAGGCCCGGCCUACAGCCAGUCAGCCAUCUGCCGGUUUGAGAAGCUGGACAUCACGCCCAAGAGCGCGCAGAAGCUGAAGCCAGUGCUGGAGAAGUGGCUGAAUGAAGCCGAACUCCGGAACCAGGAAGGCCAGCAGAACCUGAUGGAAUUUGUGGGAGGCGAGCCCUCCAAGAAACGCAAGCGCCGCACCUCCUUUACCCCCCAGGCCAUAGAGGCUCUUAACGCCUACUUUGAGAAGAACCCGCUGCCCACAGGCCAGGAGAUCACCGAGAUUGCUAAGGAGCUUAACUACGACCGGGAGGUCGUGCGGGUCUGGUUCUGCAACCGGCGCCAGACGCUCAAGAACACCAGCAAGCUGAAUGUCUUUCAGAUCCCUUAGGGCUGAGCCCCCAGCCCUGUGUUCCAGCACU